Truncatella angustata is the source of this 6600-nucleotide messenger RNA. Its product is annotated as armadillo-type protein. Gene Ontology annotation, cellular component: membrane; endocytic vesicle; Golgi apparatus. Bases 132 to 6320 code for a protein of 2062 amino acids. The transcript has 2 exons. Lineage: Eukaryota; Fungi; Ascomycota; Sordariomycetes; Amphisphaeriales; Sporocadaceae. Gene Ontology annotation, biological process: intracellular protein localization; retrograde transport, endosome to Golgi; endocytosis. The record is from RefSeq and is a predicted model, not a curated record.
GUCGACCAACAUUCUGAAUAUCUUCAUACCAAGCUGCGAUACAAGCAGUGCACCACGCCGAGUCCUAUCGUUCGCGUCCAGGCAAAGGGCACCUCCAUACCAACCUUGUUUGGUGGAAACGAUAUCUCCUCAUGUCGGCGCCCACGCCAGCUGCCGAUGAUGCCAAUGGCCACGCCAGCCCACCCUCGCCGCCUCGUGUGACUGCCCCUGCGGCGGCCACCGUCACUCAGAACCCGGAGCUCGAUGUCGCGAAAUUGCAGUCGCUUCCCGCCGAGCAGCAGGAUCUAUAUCUUUUGACUUUUGUUUCCAGCCUCCGCAAACACGUCAAGAGCCUUCCCGCCGACGACUGUACCGCUCAGCAGUUCUAUCUGAAGAAGGAGGCUUUCCAGGUCAUCAACCUCUCUGUCCCCUCCCCGAGCCGCGUCGUAAGGACUGAUAUCGGCCAAGUACUGGCCCAUGUCUUCCAAAACGGCGAUCGGAAACUCCUCUUCGAAACCGUCAACGAUCUGGUCGCCAUCAUUGCCAACUCAAAAGUCAAGACCGACGCCGAGACUAGAACGAGGCAUGCUGCUGUAACAUGCCUCGGCGACGUCUACGCUGCCGCAGGCGACAGUGCCGUUCCUCUUCACCAGUUGGCAUGUGGUGCCCUCAUCAAGCUCCUCAGGGCCACUUCGGCCAAUGCCGGCCUGCGCACCGCCAUACUCGUCUCCCUCGCCAAGGUUGCUGCCAUGAUUGGCCCCAGCAUGGAUGAGAACAUCGCCCGCGAUAUAUGGAAACAGUCUCGAGCAGUCGCCUCUGGGGACAAAGGCCAUCUGUCCGUCGUCGCCGCUUGUCGUUGCUUGAGGGCUCUGGCCAAGCACACCGCAUAUUUCGACAAUUCGGGCGACUUCGACAAGCUGAAAGAUGCCCUCUUCAAAGCCUUUGACUCGGCUUCUUCUCCCGUGCGCCAAGCUGCUGCUGACUGUCUGGCUGAUGCCAUGGUCAAAAGCCAUUCCGAGAUGAGCGCCAUCGGGAGCGCAGUCCCUAUGAUCAAGAGACCAAAGUCAAAGGCUGCAAAGCGCGCUUCUGUCCAGCCCGGUGCAAAUCUCGUCGACGACGACGAUAUCCCCUCGCGACCAGGAAGCCCUGCUCCUGGUGGGAGGAAGACACAGGUCUUGUCGCUGACACUGAUUGACAUGCUCAAGACCUUGUCCACCCACUACGUGAGGCUGUCCACAACCAACAGAGCAAGGGCUGCCCUUGGUGUCUGCUAUGGCAGACUGCUUAGAAGACUCGGCGAGAAGACCGUCGAGGUCAACUAUCUGAAGAUUAUGGAAAACCUGACGGUCGACCUUCUAGGCAAUUCAAAUGUGACCAACAAUCGCUACCGCUUGCUUACCUCCCGUCGAAUCGUCGAUUCCAUCCUUCGGAGCACAGUUGGCCAGCGCAUUCUCGGCGAGUCCGGUCAGGUAGCCGCUGCCACGGCUAUCAUCAACGACGUCUUGAAAAAUUAUCCCCAGGCACUCCCGGAGCGUCCUGAACCAAGCAAACACACACUGAUCGCUGCUCUUGGUGCCGUGGCAUCUCUCAUUGACUCUCUGGGGUCCGCCGCCAACAACUUUGCCGAAGCUUGCCGCGAUGGCCUUCUACAGGUCUUACAGCACCCUAGCUAUAGUGUGCAAGUGCAUGCAUCAUAUUGCAUGAAGAGUUUCGUCAAGGCAUGUCCGCAACAAUUGCUGCCAUGUUUGUCCGUGUGUAUGAAUAGUCUGAGCCGGGAACUGUCCCAACUCGGCACAGGGCGUAACUCUCCAAGGAGGUGUAUCGGUUUCGCCCAUGGUCUGGCCGCCACCCUCAGUGCCAGCCCGGCUCGUCCCUUGUAUGGAUCCGUUGACAUCAACAGCCGCGUUUUGACCAUGGCCACCAACCUACUCAAGUCGAGUGGAAAAUCGGAGCUCCGCGUUUCGAGCACACAGAUACAAGUUGCCUGGAUACUGAUAGGCGGUCUCAUGUCCCUGGGCCCCAACUUCGUCAAGAUUCACCUGUCCCAACUGCUGCUCCUCUGGAAGAACGCCCUCCCCAAGCCCUUGGCUAAGGACAAUACAUCACAGCGCAGCCUGCUGGAGGCCUCAUUCUUGACCCACGUCAGGGAAUGUGCGCUUGGAUCUAUCCUCUCCUUUUUGCAGUUUAACAGUCGGCUUUUGACAGUGGAUGUUUCGAAGCGUAUAGCAGCCAUGCUGCAAAGCACCACUGCUUUCCUCCGAACCCUGCCAUCCAAAAAGGUCAGCGAUGACAUCUCACAAAGACUGACUCCAGCAUUGCAACUACAGGACCUCGACCUCAUGGUCCAACGCCGUGUUCUCCAGUGCUACAUGAAGCUAGUCAAUCAGAGCCCUGCUGGGGGUAGCGAGGCAUUGUUACAGUCUAAUUUGCUCACAUUGGCAAUCUCCCUAUUCGCUGACCCAGAGAACUACGUCGGCAACUCCCUUAGUGCAUCUAUAGCCAAUGCCGCCGGUACGUUUGAGUCCGUUUGGGAGGUUGGCGAUAAUUCUGGGUUUGGUGUGACUGGCCUCAUCAAUGGGUUCCGGCUCCAGAAGCUCCCUGGAGAGCAGGAGGGCUUGAGCGAACAACCAACUUCUGAUGAGACAGACCCGGAGGAAUUGAUUGAUGACCUUCUCAAGUCACCCGUAUGUCAAGCUCUUGAGCACGAUGCAGCCAUGCUCUACGUCACGAGCCUCGACAAGUCCCACAUACUACCUGACCCGCCGGCCACCCAAGUCAUCAACAUGGCCAUCCAGCUGUUCGCCUUCGUCUUCCCUUUGACCCCUGCCAAAGUCCAGGAGAGUAUUCUGGAGCAACUAGCUACUUUCAUGUCUGCAGGCGUUCUACAGCGCGAUCCCGGUCGCAAAGCAGCCAUGGAUGUCAAUAUCUCUGCAGCACUCCUGUAUAGCUUGAAGGUGGCCUCCAAGGAAACAACGUCGCCGCCAGGAGAUGUUACAAACCUGGCAGUAGAAAGACUUCUCCAGGAGGUUGUCCGGGGGUUUGUUGUAGACCCGGACCAGUACAUCCGCCGACUUGGCUAUGAAACGAUUGCGAGGCUUUGCAAUACAUGCGGCAACGCUUUCACUAACAGUGAAAUCAAGCACCUCGUCGACACUAUCGUCGGCAACAGGGAGCCUAGUGCGCGAGCUGGAUGUGCCAUGGCUCUCGGAUGCAUACAAGCGAAAGUCGGGGGCAUGGCUGCAGGCUACCAUCUCAAGACUAUAUUAGGUAUUCUGAUGUCGCUCUGUAACGAUCCGCACCCCACCGUUCACUACUGGGCUCUGGAGGCGCUCUCUCAGGCAGCCGACGCGGCUGGGCUGGGGUUCGCCCCGUUCGUGUCGAGUAGUUUGGGAAUGCUGGCACAACUAUACCUGUCGGAUACCCAUCAUCCUGAGAUACCCUCAGCCAUUUCGAUGAAUCUCGAAACGGAGUUGUCUACAGCAGGCUCUAUCACACGUUGCAUUGAUUCGAUGAUUAAUGUGCUAGGACCCGAUCUACAGGACUCGACAAAGUCGCGGGAAUUGAUUCUUACAUUGGUCGGUCAGCUCCAGGAUGAAACCAACGUGCUUGUUCAACGCGCAAGCCUGAGCUGCUUGGAACACCUUUCGCUCUAUGCACCAGGAAACAUGGUUUUCGUAGACUAUGUGAAGCUUCUCCAAACCCAUCUCAACGGCGAGCGUCCGUCUCUGCGAGACGCUGCUGUAGAUGGUCUUUACAACCUGAUGAAGCGAAACCCUCGGGACGUGUUUGAUGCGGCCGAUCCGGGUCUAGAGGACCAGUUCUGGCUCGUUCUCGAUUCUUGUCCUGGCCAUGAUGGUGCCCGCAACAUUGUUCGCAACUGGAUACGUCAAACGUCCUUGCUUGACACAACGUCCUGGUUACUACGCCUUCAAAAUGUCCUCAGGAUGACGAGGCCGAAGGCAAAAGAGGAACGCCGUGCUGGUAUGGGCAAACCGACGGUAGCUCUGGACCUUCAGGACGAAGAGGUUGCAGGGUUUGCGGGUAUUGCCAAGGACGAAAAAGACCAGCCAGCGAGCUCGGAGGUUGAGCCAUUGCGCUGGCAAGUCCGAACUUUUGCAAUGAGCUGUUUGAACGAGAUAUUCAUUCUUGUCAACAAAGACAUUGCAACCAAUGGUGAAUCACCGGCACAGACAGCUCUACAAGUACGCAUCGCUGACGUCGUGCGCAUGGGGUUUUCCGCCUCUACGUCGAAUGUCCUAGAAUUAAGGAUAUGGGGGUUGAAGAUCAUUGGAGCUGUGCUGCGCAUGUUUGGAAAAACGCCGGAUCCUGACUUUGACGAAGCCAUGCUCCUCGAACAGUACCAAGCACAAAUCAGCUCCGCCUUGACGCCAGCUUUCGCUGCUGACUCUUCACCUGAGCUAGCUUCCGAAGCUGUAAACGUUUGCGCAGCCUUCAUAUCUACCGGCAUCGUGACCGACGUUGAUCGGAUGGGGCGCAUCCUGAAAACGCUCGUCACUGCCCUGGAGAAUUUCUCGAAGGACUCUGAAAAUGCAGGGAUAGGAGAUCUGCAAUGCCUCAGCUCGAACGCCCAAAUCAUGGUCAAAAUGUCUGUGUUUUCCGCCUGGGCUGAUCUGCAAGUGGCUAGUCUGGAACAAAAAUACCUGCUGGACGUCCUAAAGCCGCAUAUCGGAACCCUCACUCCUCUCUGGCUGGCUUCACUGAGAGAAUUCGCACGACUACGCUUCGAGCCUGACAUCUCGAUGACUCUUGGGCCGCCUUCACUCUCGGGUAGUCUUGAUACCAUAUAUGCUGCGUUAAACCGUGAAACGCUCUUGCGGUUCUAUCAGGACUCGUGGUUGAAGCUUGUUGAUGCCAUCGCCAGUCUCAUAGAGCAGGACAGUGAAUUUGUGUUCGAUGCCCUCGAUGGCAAAGAAACCGAAGGACCUUCACCCAACGGCGAAUCGAAAGGAGUCGAUAUCAACUAUCGAGAUGAGCCUGUUGCCUUCUUUUUUGUUCUUUUCGGCAUCGCGUUCGAAGCUUUGGCGACUCGUCCCGGCCAGGCAGAUUCCCUUGCGACCCAAGAACAGACGCUUGAGAUCCUGCAGGCUCUCAAAAAGAUACUACAUCCCAGCGUUUCCGGUCAUGCUAUCUACAGAGAAGCCAUAUUUUCCGAAACCAUGGACUUGCUCGACAGACUUGUACUAACCGAAGGGCUCGAUGUGCAAGGCGUAAUUGUUGAAAUAGCUAGGGCUCUGUGUGUUUCUCAUCCUUCUGCGCGUAAGCAGGGACAGGCUGAGAGUGGCGACUUGUCGGAAGAUAUCGAGCAACUUUUCGAGCUCACUCGCAUCAUUGUCCUCGUUCUCUCUGGCCUCCUUCCGAACCUCAGCGAUACAAAUCAGCCCGUCCGCCACCAGUUAACCGAGGAAGCGGUCCUGUUGAUACGGUCGGCUCUCAAUGCCAUAGUCGACGCAGCUGAAGUCUUCCCUACGAUUAUCAAGACGGAUCUUCAUGCUUGCAUCAUUCAUAUCUUUGCGACUAUCUUGGCCACGCCAUCUUGUCAGGAAGUCAUUGUUCCGCAAGCUUUGCCGAUACUCAAACGAUUCAUGAUGAGCAUAUCCGAUUUACCAUCAGCAGCAAACACGAACUCCAAUUCCAGCGCACAGCUACAGGGAUGUCUGCGCCGCUUCUUGUCCAUAUACUUGAACGCCCAGAAACGCGAAUCUUCCAACUCACUCACAUGUGUCAAGAACUGUCUUCUCGCUGUCACCGUCCUUUUUACUGGAGGAAAUAACCGCCUCGCAGCCAACGAUCCGGUAGUUGUUCGCUUCCUUGAUGAGCUCGUAGACUGCCUCACGGACCGAAUGACUGCCAAUAUCGCCGCUAAUUGCGUUCGCUCUCUACUUCUGCAACCGUCGCCGAGCCCUGCUGAUCAGUCCAUCGUGCGAUAUCUUCUUCCUCGGCUCAUCGUCUUCGUGACGAACACGGAGCCAGAUGAUCCAGAGAAUGCGCGCCGCCUUGUCUCACAAACGUUGACGCACUAUGUGACAAGCGUGGGCAACGAACAUGCUCAAAUCGUCAUGGCGGUCGUUGUGCCAGCUCUCCUUUCGCGUGCGUCAACCGAGGGCGCUGAGGUAUAUCGGGAGACCAGCACGAGGCUGCUGGAGAUGGCAUCUGUGGACCAAAUUGCCUUUAGGGGUAUAGUAGCUGCUAUGACUGAAGGGCAAAGGGCCUUCAUGGAGGAAGUCAUCAAGUCAGGACGUGCGACUGGUGACAGUGGGAAAGGUGCUACCGAUGCAGGUGGCCAGCCAAGCAUUGCGCUUAAAAUGGACUUCGGAGCCUAGGGGUGUAUUUACACGGCGUUGUGCGUGCCGAUGGGAUCAAGCUGGCGUGAUUGGGUAAGGAGCUACGCCUCAUAGGCUGCAUGAGCCAAAGAAUUAGACGAAUAACAUGAUAUGAUAAUAGUCAUCCUCAAGCAGCAUCUCGUCGUUCACCUCGACCUCGUCGAAAUGCCUCAAGCCAGCCCACUUAGAAUGUAACAGUCAAAACGCGCUAAUUGUCUAUCCGAGUGAAGACUAGGAUAGAGGGCCAAGAUUGUUCCAAUGUUGCUCUGUCCAAAGAUGG